GGAUUAACAGGAAAAAAGGUUGGGCAGCCUCGUUUGACGCGCUAUUGCUCGAUCAAGGGCCGUUGAAUCAACCGCUCUACCAUACGCCUUCGGGGCGAAGCGACACAAAAGAGCAAUGGCAGCGGUCUAGGACCAUGCGGCAGCGCCAGGCUCGACCAUGCAGCAUACGCCGCGCGGUGUCGGCGCUCGUAGCAAUAGGCGUCGGCCUGUGGUGCUUCAUGCACUACCAGUUCGCACUCACGCAACAAGCACAAAGGGCCGCGCGCGCGCCGGAACCCGUCAUCGCGCCCGAGCCCGUGGCACACCACAGCAGCGGCCUCUUCGCGAAGCUCUCCGAAAAAACGACCGUCGCGCCACCCGCAAAGCCCGCACCGAAGCCGCCGAGCCGCAACGACACGUGCGCUCAUGGUAUUGUAGCAUUAACGUACGCGUCGCACCCGGGCCGGGACGACCGCUUCUGUCGAAGUCUAGAGAGUGCUAUAAGAAACGGCCUGGACCUCAGAGUGCUCGGCUGGGGCGUCAAGUGGGAGGGUCUCAGUCAAAAGCUCGGAGCGGCGUUACGAGCCGUCGAGGAAUUACCGGCCGACUGCCCUGUUGUGUUCACGGACGCCUAUGAUGUGCUCUUCACGCAAGGGGAAUCAGCCAUGCGAAAGGCCUUCGACGCCAUCAAAGCUGACUUAGUGUUCUCGGCGGAAUGUGGGUGCUGGCCGCAGGUCACGAGGGAUCGGGGCAAAACGUGUCGAGACGAAUAUCCACCAUCUCCAACGCCCUACCGCUACCUAAAUAGCGGGAGUUGGGCCGGCAGAGCUUCCGUAGCUGCCAAAUUUCUCAGAGCCAUCGGCGCCGAUGCUACAUCAGUAGAUUUCCACAAAUUAAAUGACCAGGAAUUGGCCUCCGAAUUGUAUUUGAGACGGGGCUUCCCGGGCCUCCAACUAGACCACCACGCGAAAUUGUUUCAAGCGAUGCACUCCAUCAACGACGAUACGCUGGUGCCGAACUGUGAUCCCAGGCCCCACUUGCGGGAAGUAGACGGUGUGUGGCGCAACACUUUGACUGGAAGUACGCCGGCGGUCUUCCACUUCAACGGGGGCGGGAAGAGGCACCAUUUGCUGAUGGAAGCUCGGACGUGGUGGAAGCGGUGUCGGACCGCGCAGACGGUUGACGCCCUUGAGAAAGUGGCCGCCACAAAGCUCCUCUUCAACGGUGUUAGGCGGUCGUUCGGCGACGUCUGCCCCGGGCACCUGGCGAAAGCUAGGGGCGCGGCGGACCACGACUGCGACCUAAGUACAUGAUCAUU
Messenger RNA from Pelagomonas calceolata, 1297 nucleotides. The record is from the annotation of a GenBank genome assembly. NCBI's taxonomy places the organism in Eukaryota, Pelagophyceae, Pelagomonadales, Pelagomonadaceae.